Molecule: messenger RNA, 1503 nt
Organism: Penicillium salamii
Lineage: Eukaryota; Fungi; Ascomycota; Eurotiomycetes; Eurotiales; Aspergillaceae
Source: the annotation of a GenBank genome assembly
AUGUCGUUUGUCACCGACGUCCUCACGGAUCCUUCGAUUCCAGCUUCGGCACGACAGCAAGCCAUCAAUCGGAUCUACUCUGAUCCUGGCGUGCCUCAGAAAUCUUCAACCUCAUCAUUCUGGCUAAAAACUCCCCGAGCUUUUGAACCGAAUGGUCCAGGACUUCCCAGGACAAUUGAUGUGGUGAUCAUUGGAUCUGGCAUCACCGGAGCUUCCAUAGCGCGUUCCUUGCUUGAAAAUGCCGCCCCGCCAUCAAUUCUGAUGCUGGAAGCUCGCAGUAUCUGUAGUGGUGCCACAGGUCGCAACGGUGGUCACAUUUUGGAGACAGCAGAUGAGUAUUCCGAGUUGGCCGAUCUCUUCGGGGUUGAAGAUGCAAAGAAAAUCAUGCGAUUCCGACUGGCUCAUUUGGGCGAAACGCUGGCGGUUGCCAAAGAACUGGGAAUCGCCGAAGAAUCACAGGCACGCAAAGUACAAUUUUUGAGUGUUUACUUUGGCGAAGAGCCAUGGCAGGCGGCUCUAGAGCGCCUUCGUCGGUUCAAAGAAGAUAUGCCUGAAGAGGCUGCUGAGUGGACCUCAUUUGAGGGCGACGCAAUUCCCAAGCAUUUCCAUCUCGAUAGGGCACGCGGAAUCGUCGCUGGCCCUGCUGGUGCUCUAUGGCCUUACAAGUUCGUGACUGGCGUCCUCGCACAUCUGCGGGAGAAAUACCCCAACAAGUUCCGCAUUGAAGACCGCACGCCUGUGACGAAAAUCCAUGAGUUGGGCUAUCCAGCUCUACCCUACAAAGUCGAGACAGACCGCGGAGUAAUCUACGCCAGACAUGUUAUCCACUGCACCAACGCCCACGUCGGCCAUCUCGUCCCAGGCCUCCUCGGUCGCAUCUUCCCAGUUCGUGGUCAAAUGUCCGCUCAGACCCCCGGAAAUCUAUUCCCCAAUCAAGGAAAUGACCACUCUUGGAUCUUCAACUACGACCGUGGCUUCGAUUAUCUCACUCAGCUUCCCGAGGGGCAAAUGAUGCUUGGAGGGGGAUUCGCACAGGGCGAGCAUGGUGGAUUGGCGGACCUGGGAGUCCCAACGGACUCCGAUCUGAGCAUGUACAUUGACAUUCAUCUUUCUGGUGCUCUUCCCGCUAUCUUUGGACGCAAGGAUUGGGGCUGUGUUUCUGGCGAUCCGAUACAAGCCAUGUGGACGGGUAGUAUGGCGUUCACAUCUGAUGGGUUCCCGUGGGUGGGACAACUACCUGAGUCUGCGACAGGAAGGUCUAUUGGAAAAGAACGUGGCUGUGAAUGGAUUUCUGCAGCGUUUGGGGGUGAAGGGAUGGUUCAAGCGUGGCUUUGUGGGAAGGCGUUGGCCACAAUGCUGCUUGCCCAGGAUGGGAAACUGGAUCAGGGGGCCGAUUAUGAUCUUGAAUGGUUCCCGAAGCAGUUGCUUUCUUCAAAGGAGAGGCUUGAUGCUACGAAGCUUCCGCAAGAAGUUUCUGAUACUCCCCAUAGGGCUAGUCUGUAG